CCAUCAUACACCGUCACAGACUGCCAUGGUACAGUGACACCAUGUUUUGUCUGAGGGUUGAUGUGCUGACUCCUCCCUCUGCAAAUAACCACAGAAGAAGAAGAGGAGGAAGAUGGCGCCGGUGUCAGGCAGACGAGGGGCGGAGCUAUCUCUGGACGACUGCCGCUGUCCAGUCUGUCUGGAGAUCUUCAUGGAGCCGGUGACUCUGCCCUGCACACACACCUUCUGCAAGGUAUCACACGUCCCCCUUACCUCCCAGGAGUGCUUCCUGGAGUCGGUGGAUAAGGCUACGCUGUGCUGCCCGCUCUGCAGGAAGAGAGUGUCCACGUGGGCUCGCCAGAACAGCCGGAACAAUACGCUGGUCAACCAGAAGCUGUGGACUCACAUCCAGACCAGCUUUCCUCUGCAGUGUCAGCGCCGCCAAAACGGGCAGGACGCCAUCGCCGAGGAUGACCCUGCAGUCUCAGUGAGUUUUCCCAGGGUCAGUCAGCCUGGAGAGCUGAAGAGAGAAUACGAGGACCAGGUCACCAAACUAACGGAGGAGAGGAGGGCGCUGGACGAGGCGGAGAGGAGGGCCAGUGAGGAGUACAUCCAGAGACUGCUGCAGGAGGAGGAGGAGCUGCUGCAGGUGGAGAGGAGGAGGCGUGAAGACGACGAGAGGCUGGCCAGACUGCUGAGCAACCAGCUGAACUCUGCUCCUGUCGCUCCUCCUGACGUCACUCCAACACACAAGAAGAAGAAGAAGGAGGUCAGCGGAGGACACAUGGAGAGGUUCUUGUGUCCUCUCCCGUCCAGCAGCAGCUCGUCCUCAGACUGCAGUUUUGUGGCCAACAAGGAGAACAUCCUGGUCUCUGCUGAGGAGCUGCAGAAGGAGCCUGCCCUCCCUGAGCUGGAUUAUUAUGGCCUUCAGACAGACAGAUCACCACCUCCUUCAGUUGCCGAGGAGGACCAGCUCCACCCUGGGACUCUCAAGAGGAAGAGUUCAGAGCUGUAUGCCACAGAGGACAAGGAGGUGUCUGUCUCCAAACAGGGCUGUCCCUCCUCUCUGGAGGUGGUCACUGAGUGGGAGGUGGAGCUUCUUAGGAGAAGACAGCAGGAGGAGGAGGACCGGCGGCUGGCUCUGCUCCUGCAGAAGGAGCUGGACCAGGAGGAGAAGCUGAGAGCCACCGACCGAAGCAAAGGAUCCUCUGACCCAUACCUGCUCCGCCAGACCAGCAGAGGGAGGGAGGAGACCGCCAGCUCCGACUCCUCCAGGAGCACCUCCACAAACACUACGAGUGCCUCCAGCACCUCCACAAGCACUUCAAAGACCUCCACCCCUUCGUCCACAAAGACCUCCUCCUCUAUGAAGACCUCCUCUUCUACAAGAACCCCCUCUUCUGCAAAGAAGUCCUCGUCUUCAACCCCGUCCUCCAGAGGCAGAAAACAGGCCACUCUGACCGAGAUGUUCUCCAGCCUGAGCAGCUGAACCCCUGUCUCCUCCUGUGUCCCCCUUUGUGUCUCCUUCUGUCUCCUCCUGUCUCCCUCUGUGUCUCUUUCUGGGUUCCAGAGUCUCAGGUGUCUUUU
Plectropomus leopardus (leopard coralgrouper) is the source of this 1566-nucleotide messenger RNA. The record is from RefSeq and is a predicted model, not a curated record. NCBI's taxonomy places the organism in Eukaryota, Metazoa, Chordata, Actinopteri, Perciformes, Serranidae.